Mobula hypostoma (lesser devil ray) is the source of this 7920-nucleotide messenger RNA. Its product is annotated as microtubule cross-linking factor 1. The record is from RefSeq and is a predicted model, not a curated record. Bases 459 to 6332 code for a protein of 1957 amino acids. The transcript is spliced from 15 exons. NCBI's taxonomy places the organism in Eukaryota, Metazoa, Chordata, Chondrichthyes, Myliobatiformes, Myliobatidae. Gene Ontology annotation, biological process: regulation of autophagy.
AGAUCGGGCCGAAGAAAUGCGCAUGCGUCCAGGGACUGGCGUCAGGCGAGGUUGCAGCUUGUUUUUUUCCUUCUUUCAAUCAAUCAGGCCGCGGGGGGGGGGGGGUGAAGAAAGCGAGCUGUAGGGAGAUCAGAGAGACUGAGGCACUGGCAAUGGGAGCAACAUAACCCGGUAGCACAGGAUAGGAAGCUGAGAGAAUACCCAUCACGCCGCCGAUUGAGGAUUUUAAAAAAAGGGGAGGGGGCGAAAUGGUUAUCAUCUUCUGCUUUGACCAGCGUGCGCUGGGCUCCGUGUGAAUCCGAUUUGGGAGACUGCUUGGAGGAGCAAACACACACUCAGGGGAAAGCAGCAGCACGGUAUCAAGAGAGGAGUGAUGCACACACACAAAGGGAGAGCGGGGCUGUUCUUGUGUGUUGCAAGGCAGAGGUGGCUGGCGACCAGGCUGCAUCGCCGCAGGCAUGGAGACUGUGAACGGGAGCGCUGAGAUCAAGCAGCAGUACGUGGAGAAGAAGCGGUUGAAUCGAGCUCCCUCUCCCGCCAGACCCCUGAAGGACCUGCACUGCCGAGCUGGAGCCAAACCCUCGCUAAACCCUUGCAAGCCCGGGAUCCUGCCUUCCUCGCCAGGCUCCCUCUCCAAACAGCAGCAGCAGCAACAGGUCGCCGGGGUGCUGGCUCCCCAGAGCAGACCAUCCCGCAGGAGCAACGCUCCGGGCUCCAAGGACAAAGCGUCGGUGCCCAAAAGCGGCGUGUCCGGGGCCAAAACUUCACUGACGGUGAGUCACUUCGCCAAGAGAGCUUCUUCCAAAGCCCACCACGAGAAAGGGAGCAAGCAGCAACAGCCCGGACACGGUGCGGAUCAUCAGCACAAGGUCCAAGGGAGGAGGGUGAAGAAAUGCUUGGUAGCCGAGCCCGGAGCGACCGCCUUGCUGCCGGGCAGCCUGGCGUUGGCGCUGACCAAACCCAGCCACACCGACAGCAGCUCGGACCUAUCGGACUGCGCCUCCGAGCCCCUGUCGGACGAGCAGCGGCUGCAAGCGCCGGAGGCGGCCAGCACCAGCGACGCCGAGUCCUGUGCCGGUUCCAGCGAUGCCGAGAGUGGGAAGAAAGGCAAACCGGCGGCUGGAGCACCCAACCUCGGCCGGGAACAGCAACAGCAGCGCAGCUCACCGGUCAAAGGAGUACCAGGAGGCGAGGGGUUGAAGGCUGGCUCUUCGGCGAACGGUGGGCAGGGCGCCAGAGCCGGCAAAGCCCGGAACCCAUCCGAGGUAUCACCGAGCGGGGGCGGCGCGCUGGAGGUGGAGCUGCUGAGAGAGAUCGAGGAAGUCCGUUCCGAAAAUGAUUACCUCAAGGAUGAGUUGGAUGAGCUGCGAUCCGAGAUGGAAGAAAUGCGGGAUAGCUAUUUGGAGGAGGAUGUGUAUCAGCUGCAGGAACUGCGCAGGGAGCUGGAUCGUUCCAACAAAAACUGCCGCAUCCUGCAGUACCGCCUCAGGAAAGCCGAGCAGAAGAGCUUGAAGGUUGCUCAGACCGGUCAGGUUGAUGGGGAACUCAUAAGAAAUCUGGAGCAAGACUUGAAGGUUGCCAAAGAUGUGUCUGUGCGUCUGCACCAUGAACUGGAGAAUGUUGAGGAAAAACGUGUCAGCGUGGAGAAUGAAAAUGAGUCCCUUCGACAAAGGCUUAUUGAAGUUGAAAUCUCCAAACAAGCAUUGCAGAAUGAACUAGACAGGAUCAAAGAGAGCUCUUUGAAGAGAAGGGGAAGCCGGGAGUUCUACAAGGAUAAGAAAAGUGCUGCUCAGGAAGAUAGCGCAGACCUCAAAUGUCAACUCCAGUUUGCAAAGGAGGAAGGCUCCUUGAUGCGUAAGAAAAUGGCCAAGCUGGGCAGGGAGAAGGACGAGCUGGAACACGAGCUGCAGAAGUACAAGUCGCUCUACGGUGAUGUGGACAGUCCACUGCCCACCUGCGAGGCCGGGGGACCCCCGAGCACCAGGGAGGCGGAGCUGAAGCUGCGGCUGAAGCUGGUGGAGGAGGAGGCCAACAUCCUGGGCAGGAAAAUUGUGGAGCUGGAGGUGGAGAACCGGGGCCUGAAGGCAGAGAUGGAUGACCUGAAGUGCCAGCAAGAGCGUGACAGCUUCUGCCGGGAGCACCACCCAAGUGUUCCCAGCUCACCUUUUGCUGACUCGUCUGAGUCGGCCAGCGAGUUGCGGCGGCACCUGCAGUUCGUGGAGGAGGAGGCCGAGCUGCUGCGGCGUUCCAUUGGUGAGAUCGAGGACCACAACCGUCAGCUGACCGACGAGUUGAACGUGCUGAAGGGUGGGCCUGGCGGCCACCUGGACAGUAGCUGGGGGGCCGAGGAGGCUGGCAGCGGCUCGCUGCAAGAGGAGCUGAAGGCAGCCCGGCUGCAGAUCAAUGAGCUGAGCGGGAAGGUGAUGAAGCUGCAGUACGAGAACCGCGUGCUCAUCUCCAACGUACAGCGCUGCGACCUCGCCUCGCACCUGGGUGCACGGGCCGCCAGCCCGCGCGAUAGCGACGCAGACAGUGACCCGGGCCACAAGGAGAGUGACGGUGAGGAUUGCCGCCCACCCGGCCCCCAGCCCAAGCGGGAGGGCCCGAUCGGCGGCGAGAGUGACUCGGAGGAGGUGUGCGAGAAGACGCCCGAGGAGCUGCUGCUGCUGUUGCGCAAGCGGGAGGACACCGAGUCGCUGGUCAGCAUCAAGCGGGAGGCCGAGAGGCUGGGCCGCACCGUCCAGCGGCUCAUCACCGACACCGACAGCCUCAUCUACGACGCCAAGCUGCUGGUGAGGAGCGCUGGGCCGGAGCGGGGUCCUGCUCAGGAUGGAGAGCCUGAGCUGCUGGACACCAUCAGCACCAGGAUGAAGGCAUUUCGCUCUGAGCUGCAUGCCUUCAUGGACAGCGUAGACCACCUGGGAGAAGGGCUGCGGGAGCAGAUGGAUGAGCUGUCGCCCAUGCCCAACCUGACUGAGUCUGCAAGCUUCCUCUCCUCCAUUACCUCCAUGUCCCGGGACUCUCCAGUCGGCACGCUGGGGAAAGAGCUGGUCACUGACUUUCAGUCCAAACUGAGGGAUCAGCCAGAAUGGCAACUAGUCCCCGAACAUACUCAAGAGCAAGAGACCCUUCAAAGUCAAGGUGCAGAGGACCAAAGCCGUACAGCUGAUGGAAACUACAAAGUUUAUGCAAUGGAAGACAAGAACUGCUUCAGUCCAGAGCUCAGAGAGCCCCCUGUUUUACCAGAGCAGAAUCUAUCUGUCCAAGAACUGCAGGUUCAGCUAGAACAGGAAAGACAACUUCGGGAGGAUGAAAAUGAAAAAUUUACCAGCAAGAUUCUUCAGAUUGAAGAGGAAAACCAGAAGAAUCUACUGAGGAAAGAUUAUGAAGUGCAAAGCCUGAACCUACAGAACAGGCUGGAGCAAAAGUCCUGGAGUCAUGAGAGGACUCUGCUACUGCAGGAGAUGAGAAUGUUCAAACAGAACAGCUUCCUGUUCUAUGUCAAACUCAAAUGGUUGCUUAAACACUGGCGGCAAGGAAAAAAAAUAGAGUAUGGAGGGGAGGAUAUCCUGGAGCCUGAACAGAUUGAAAGCCUGCCUGAAUUUAACCUGCUUCUUGAACAGACAGAGCUGGACCCUGACCAAGAGGACAGUGGCUAUGUGCUGACUGAAUACUCCCAACUUUCCCCUUCAGAGAGUGAUGACUACAGGCCUCAGCUACAGACAAAAGAGUUACUACAGCACCAGAAGCAGGCCAGAGAAAACCGAAGGAUCCUAAUUGCUCUGAAGUCUAUUUUGGAAGAGUUUGGUGCUGAGCUUGGGGAGGAGGAGAAACGUCGCCAUGACUUGCAACAACAGUAUGUCAAUGAAAAGGCUGCCUGGGAGAUGGAAUACACUGAGCAAAAAUGUCAGCUGGCCCAGUUUGAAAAAAAGAUUGGGAAACAGUCUUCCAGCAAGAAGGGCUCCGGUGAUCCCAAAGAUGUGUUCACGCGGGAGCGGGAGGAGCACCGCAAGCUGCUGGCGGACACUCACAGUCAGGUCAUGGAUCUGCACUGGCAGCUGCAGCAGUCCGAGAAGAAGUGGAAGCGAGAGAAGGAGGAGCUGCUGGAGAAGUUUGACCGAGAGGAGCGAGAGUGGAAAAGCAAGACUAUGGAACUACAGAGCAAGCUGGAACAGCUUCAGGCAGAGUCCAGGCUUUGGAGAGGAGAAGGCCCUUUCACUGACCAAGAGGAGCCAGUGCUGGAAGCCUUGGAACCUUGCCCAAUGCGAGAAAGCAUCCACAAUCGUCGCACACAAGGUCGCAGGCCUUUCUGGGAACCCGAGCAACAGCAAUGCAGAGAGAAAUCCUCCUUUGCUCUGAUGGAAGGUGACAAGUUCCAUGCUCCUCCAAAGAUGUUCCCUGAUGCCUCGUUGCUCGGAUCAGUGAGUAAUGCCAAGGUCCCUCAGCCUUGCAACUUGGAAAAUGAGAGGAAAAAAAUUGCACUCUGCCUUGGUGAGGCCCUGAGUGAAAUAUGUGGAACAAAGGAAGCUUCUGAGUUUCAAGAAGAAGAAAUGCGUAAAGCAAAUCUUCAAAGAGCAAAGUCCGUUUCCUCCAUGUCAGAGUUCCAACGCUUGAUGGACAGUUCUCCAUUUCUCCCUGAGAAGCACUUCAUUAGUGAUUCCAGUCAACAUGCAUACAAGACCAAGGAUGAAGCAACCCCACCAUUGUCUCCAGAUGACUUGAAAUAUAUUGAGGAAUUUAAUGGAAAAAGCUUGGAGUACACUAGCAAAGAUAAGCCAGCAGAAGCCUGGCUGGAAAAGAGUGAAGAUGAGAAAACAGUGAGCAGUUUACCGGCUGAGCCCUUCCAGGCUACCUCAUGGUUCCUUACAACCAGUGCUACAAUGACAACCAGUACAAUCAGCGGGCAGGAUUCCACUCAAAAGCAGCUCCAGCGCAGCAGUGCGGGCUCAGAUAAGAUAGGAAUGCGACUGUAUCACAGCCCACCAGUGAUCCGCAGAUUUGAAGGGUCAACGCGACCUAACAGUGAUGUAAUGAAGUUGCCAGAUUCAGACUUUACUUUUUCCAGGAUCAAGUCAAAUGGGAAUGAGCCAAAGGGAGGAUCACCAAAUGUGUUUGGAAGGUGGCCAUGUGAGAUUGGAAAGCACCACAAAGAUCUGCUGGAGGGUGGUCUCCAUCCAAUGGAGCACCCAAUCUGUAGUACUGUAGGCUUUGCUUCAUCACUGCAUGAUCUUAACAUAUCUGGCAACAUGAGUGAUGACAUGAAAGAAGUAGCUCAUUCAGUCAUGAGUCGAAUACGUUCAAACUCAAUUGAGCCCCAGUUCAAAGACAUUGCCUGUCAGACUAUUGGUGCUACAAGUACAGGAACACAGACCACACAGACUAUCAGUGUAGGAUUGCAGACUGAAGGCCUUAGGAACAUCACCAGCAGUCCGCACAAGUGUUUGACACCAAAAGGAGGUUCAACUCCUGUAUCUUCACCCUCACGAAGUUUGCGGAAUAAGCAGGUGGCACCAGUAGUUGAGAAAAUGCAAGCAAAGUUUGAACGAGCAUGCUGCUCACCCAAAUAUGGCUCCCCAAAACUACAAAGAAAAGUUUCUGCAAAAUCGGAUCAGCCAAAGGAUCGUAUUUUGCCAAGUACUCCACAGAAGGGAUUCAAUGAAUCAGCUUGGGCAAGAUCAACCACCACUCGAGACAGUCCUGUUCACACCACCAUUAAUGAUGGCCUUUCGAGUUUGUUUAAUAUCAUAGAUCACACACCCAUAGCUUGCGACAGUGUGCAAAGAUUGACCAGGUCUGUGAGUAGAUCAAAGCCUGCAGAACCCAGGUCGAAUUAUGUCUUAGUUCAAGAGUUUCUGAAGACUGUUAGUGGCGGAUCGCCAAGUCCAGUUUGCAUGUCAGUGGAAUCAGAGGUGGAAACAGAUGGCGACGAUCUUAUUGGGAAGCAGGAACUGUCUAUUUCUCCAGGAUACAGCCUUACUGAAAGUCCUGCCAGGAUCUUAAACAAACAUCUACUUGAACAGGCCCUUAAUGAUGAACAAAGUCAAGCUAAGAACAGCCAGAAAUCUGCCAGUGACGAUAGUAAGGCAGAAGAUGCAGAUGGAAUUUCCCCGAACUUCCUUGAGGAGUUUCCUUGGCCCUCAGUAGCUCCACCACUGGAACCCUGCUUCUCACGGCCUGCCAGGCCAGCCAACCAGCGCCCACCAUCGCGGUGGGCUUCACUCUCACCUUCUGCCUCACAGUCUUCAUCCUCUGGGGAUUUAGUUUGCAUCGGUCAACCGAGUGAACCUCCUGCAACGGAUCAAGAACAUGACCCAGAGCACAAGCCUGCAUAGUACACAAGUUAAUAACAAAAAACACUAAUUCACAGUCCCAAUGAUCCUGUAUGGCGGAAAAUUCUACUCAACAUUCAGUUAUGAAGGAUUCAACAAAUCAGGAAUGAACUGUUGUGUAUCAAACCUAUAAUAUAACUGCAGUGUCUGUGCUUAAGAAUGAGAGUGCUAUCCAGACAGACGGCUGGAAAGAUAGCAGUUUCUUUGCUUGUAAUGCAGUAGUUUAUGAGUGUUUAUUUUACUUAGCCAUAUUGUUUGGCAGACAAAGCAAUUUGAAAGGUAGACUUUGAAGAUACACUCCUCCCAUCUGUCUGCUUUUCCAUCAAUGGGACUGGGACUGUGGUGAGGAUUUUUUUUUCCCACUGCAACCAGGUGACAUGCAUUCAGUGUCAUUUUCCUGGCAGCUGGAAAUCUUGUGAUUACAGUGCAGAUCUCCUAAAUAAGAAUGGGUAGAUAUGGUUUCUAUGUUCCCAGUGCUACCUGUUAGAUAUGUCUGAAACUGCAAUUGGAAUGAACUUUUCUGUGUUUUUAAGCUGGAUAAUUUGCUUCAGGUCCAACAGUGAGAAGACAAAUGUUCAUUGCCAUCUUGUCAAAGAUGCUCUGGCUGGCCACCAAGUUGCCCUGCAGUUAUGACUUAAUCACCCUACCAUUCCUGAUGGUUGAACAGAGCCAUUGGACCCAUUCACGUGUGGAUCUUUUAUCCAGUGGAAAAAAAAUUAUAAUAAAUGCAAAAAAGUAUUUUAAAGUAUCACAAUAAAAAAAUAACAUUAUAUCUACACAAUCUUGUAAUUCAUUGCUUACGGUAGCUUCACAGUAUUACCUUACGGCAUUGCACGCCUCAGUAGGAUGGCUAUGGUGCCAAGGUUUUUGUUUGUAAAAUGUGUGCUAUCCAAAAGAGGAAGGUUCUAGAGAAAUUGAAGGGGUUGGAGUGGUCUCUCAGUAAUUUGGGCUGCCUUUCUUUUACAUUGCACUGUAUUGGUUUCCAUGUAAAAUAGUCCUAAUUAUAUUCUUUUAAAAAACACAUUAGUUUUUAUUUUACUAUUGAUGCCAGUGUGAUUUUGUAAAGUGCUUCAUAUGGAUUGAAGCUUUAGUUUUAAUGACACAGAGUUUACGGUGCUCUCAAGUAAAGCAAGUAAACCCAGGUUUAGGGACAAGAAAAGAAAUUAUAUUGAAUAGAGUUUAAUUUUUUUUUGCUAGAGCAUAAAGCAAAAAAGAAGAAUGAUAAGGACAGUCUUAAUAAGUUAGUUAAAUGACGGUACAAUACUUGACUUGCAUGCCAUUGGGUCCAUAGCACUUUAGUGCAUGUAUAUAGCUACUGUACCCCAAUAUCACAAAAAUGAACAAAACGACAAAGAAUCCACUGUUACGAUGUUGUGAGGUUAAUCAUGUACUGUAUUUUAAUUAUUGGUGUUUCUUGCAUUAACUAAGGAGAAAGCAUUUUUAACUAAAUUAUUGUAACAGUUCAACUGUCUGUGUACAGUAUUGAUAAUUUUUGGAAAAUAUUGAGAUAUUGUUCAAACUUAAUAUUGUAAUGAAUGUCUUUAGGGUUCAGUGUAAGACAAUUUACCCAUAAAUAAAAGUUCAAAUUUCC